Messenger RNA from Diabrotica virgifera virgifera (western corn rootworm), 897 nucleotides. RefSeq lists its product as uncharacterized. The coding region runs from base 10 to 366 and encodes 118 amino acids. The record is from RefSeq and is a predicted model, not a curated record. The transcript is spliced from 2 exons. Lineage: Eukaryota; Metazoa; Arthropoda; Insecta; Coleoptera; Chrysomelidae.
UUUUAUUUUAUGGUAAUGGAAGAAGGAUUUGUAAAAGGUCAAAGUGAUAAUUUGCCAAAAAUUGAUAUUUAUACAGUGAUGGACUUUUUUUCUUCCAAUCCAUCUUAUAUAAGUGCUGAAAUAAAAGGAGUAAAACUUUCUAAAGCCUGCAGAGAAUCCUAUCGAGAUGAGGCUGUCGGAUAUGUCCAGGUGAAACGUGAAGGCAAUAAAUGUACUGUAAAAUGCAGAAUUUCACCUGAACACAAAGUAAAAAGUAAACCUUAUCACUGUACAUUGGUUUGUGACGAAAGUGAGGAAAAGGUUGAAAGUGUUAUGUUGUUUGUCAUGACUGUGCUGCUAAUCAAGGUGGAUGUAAACAUACAGUAGCUUUUUUAAUGUGGCUUUUUAAAAUUAGUGAGGCACCUGCAACUACUUCAGUAAAGUGCUACUGGAUGAAACCAGCGCUUUCUAAUGUUGGAAGUAACGUUAAAUUUAUUAAAGCCAAAGAUUUUAACAAAGACUGCGCAACAAUUUCGGAAAUAACAGAAGAUAAUGAAUUUUGUAAUACUUUUAUUAGCGAAUGCAAGAAACGAAAUGCGAACAACAUACAAAUAAUGACAUAUUUUAAGGAUGUAAACUUGGAGAUGAAAGCUUCACUACACUACCUGAUUUGUAAAUACAAGAGUAGUAAGGUUCAGUUUAGUUUAAAUGAUUUUAUAACAUUUUGCAAACAGAAUAUUACUGAAACGCAAUGUAACUUGAUUGAAAAGGCAACAAGCAACCAAUCUGACUCUCCACUAUGGUUCGAGCCGAGGUACGGCAGAAUAACGGCUUCUAUUGCUCACGAAGCGUCAAAAUGUAAAACUUCGGAUGGGGUACUCGUAGAAAAAAUUUUAGGAGCAUAUCAGUUUAAAGAGC